CUACGCUACUUUGUGAGAAACAGCACAGAGCUUCUGCCGCUCCUGCAGCCUCCCUGGUUUCUGCCCUUCUGCUGCCUCGCCCCACCCUUCCUGUCUUUGGGUGAGUGCUUCUGAGCCCUUGCUUCACUUUCCAUCCACAGGGACAGUCGGCAUGAGCUGGGCACAGGGCCCUGGAACCAGUCCAUGGUGGGCUUUGUGCUGACCAGCCUCUUCCGCCGCAGCCAGGUACACCUGUUCCUGUUCAGCCUGGUGGUGCUGGUCUACGUCCUUGCUGUGGUGGGCAACACGGCCUUGGUCCUCUUGAUCUGGGCCAGCGCCCGGCUGCACACGCCCAUGUACUUCCUCCUCAGCCAGCUGUCCUUUCUGGACGUUUUCUUCACUUCGGUCACUGUCCCCAAGAUGAUGGUGGGUUUCCUGUUUGGCUGGACCAGCAUCUCCUGGGCAGGAUGUGGGGCGCAAAUGUUUUUCUUCAUGUUCCUGGGGGCAGCAGAGUGCCUGCUGCUGGCCCUCAUGGCCUAUGACCGCUAUGUGGCCGUGUGCAGCCCACUGCGCUACCCGGUGCUCAUGAGCCGCAGGGUCUGCCUGUGCAUGGUGUUGGGCUCCUGGCUGGGGGGCUCCCUCAAUGCCUCCAUCCAGACCUCGCAGACCCUGCGCUUCCCCUACUGUGGCUCCCGGCAGAUCUCCCACUUCUUCUGCGAGGUGCCUGCCCUGCUGGCACUGGCCUGCGCUGACACGGAGACCUAUGAGCGGGUGCUCUUCGUGACGGGUGUGAUCGUCCUCCUGGUGCCUAUAGCCUUCAUCGCUGCCUCCUAUGUCCUCAUCCUUGCAGCUGUGCUCCGCAUGCGCUCACUGGAGGGCCGCCAGAAGGCCUUCGCCACAUGCUCCUCGCACCUGGCAGUUGUUGGCCUCUUCUAUGGGCCCCUCGUCUACACCUACAUGAUCCCUGCCUCCUACCACUCUCCAGGCCAGGAUGAUGUGGUUUCUGUCUUUUACACUGUUCUCACGCCCAUGCUCAACCCUGUCAUCUACAGCCUCAGGAACAAGGAGGUCACAGCGGCCGUGAGGAAGGCUGUAGGGAAGUGUGGAGUCCAAAGAAACCCCUAAAACCCAGCAGAACAGACGGGAGAGAGAUCCCGGCUCCGUGUCAAGUUAUAUGCACUGAGGCAGAGGGCAGGCGAGCAAGUGUGUCUUAGAAGGUCUUCUCCAGGACUCUGGGAUCCUGUUUCAGGAUCCCCUCUUGGGACACGAACUCAAGCCCCAAAUCCCCAUGCAGGGAGAUAAAAGGAGAAACCCUUCCCUCCCGUCCUCCUCUUCCGCAUCCUCUGUCUUCAUCUUCUUCAGAAGCCAUGUGGGUUGAUCUGCUCCCUACUCCCCACCCCUCAUGUCCAGCCUGCCUUUGUAAAACACCGCAGUAAUCCAUCCUCCGAGCACCGAAGUCCCUUCAUUCCUCCAGGAACAGUGGAAGCACCACAGACCCUGCCAUCCCUGGUUGCUCUGUCUUCUCUCUCCCACCCCAGUCCUUUGCUCUCCCCCAGCCACACUGCCCUCCUGGCUCUCUGUCAAACUUUCUGAGCACAAUCGUACCCCAGGGUCGUCACUGUAGAGCCUCCUGCGUUGGGGCUUUUCCUGCUUUUGUGCAUGGCUUUCUCCAUCGGUUCAUCUAGGAACUGCUCCAGCUUGGCCUAUCAGAGGCAGCUGCAUGGAUUCCCCGCUCCACCUCAGCCCACCACCUUCCUCUACUCUGUGCGGGGGAUGUUUCUUUAUUCUUGUUAGCAUGUGAAGAUCGGGAUGGCAGAGGCUUUGCUUCUCUACUGCUUUUCUCCCAGCUCCACUAAGCCAAUCAAUAAAUACAAAUCCAAAGAACCGGUUACCACUUCAUCUCAUUGUGUUGGUCAUGGUGCUAGGUUCUCCUUUCUGUAAAUCUCUCUUGCCUUGGCAAUGACACUAUUUUCCUAUCUUUCCUCCUACUUCUAGUCCACUCCUUCCCCUUAGGUGACAAAGUGCUACACUGGUACUGGACCCUUCUCUUAGUCUCUCCCACUCAAUGCCUUGGCUUCAACUGCCACCUGACACCAAAACAGCCAGCAGCCUUCCCGUGCUCCUGAUCACUGCCCAUCUCCACCUCAACACCCCAGCUGACUGACCCAAGCUCAUCAUGCCAGAAACAAAAGGUGAGUCAUAAUCUCACCCCCAAGCCUCACUCUCUUUCAGGGUUGGAAACCUAUUGAAUAUUCCAAAGGUGAAUGGCUUUGCAUUAGCACCCACAUCCAAUCCCUCACCAAGCCCUGGCCAUCUGACACCUUUUCUAUGAGGUGCAUUGCUCAGGGUCACUGCUGCCACCACCAUGGCCCAAAGAUCCUUUGCCUGGUUGAUUGGGAAUUUCCAAACAGCUGUCCCUGACCUCUUUCUAGCCCAGUCUUUAUCUAUGUAUCCACACAGCCUGUUUCCAGGGUUUGGUUGAAAGGAUCUCUAAGUACAAAUCUAAACACAUGAACCGACCCUAUCCUUCACUUUCUCUUAAAUGCUUUUCCCAUAUAUUUCAUUAUGGGACAUGACAUAUUUUAAUUACUUAUGUUCUGUCUCCUACUACUAAGCAAACUCCAUGAGAGCAGGUAUUUUGUUUUUGCACCUGACACAUGGAAAAAUUGAUGAAAUAUUAAAGAAUAUGAAUCAGUUCAUGUCAUGUACAGGUACAGAUUCUGA
Molecule: messenger RNA, 2703 nt
Organism: Cavia porcellus (domestic guinea pig)
Lineage: Eukaryota; Metazoa; Chordata; Mammalia; Rodentia; Caviidae
Product: olfactory receptor 2T1-like
Exons: 1
Coding region: 184-1104 (306 amino acids)
Biological process (GO): G protein-coupled receptor signaling pathway; detection of chemical stimulus involved in sensory perception of smell
Cellular component (GO): plasma membrane
Molecular function (GO): G protein-coupled receptor activity; olfactory receptor activity
Source: RefSeq, a predicted model, not a curated record